AUGUGGCCGCCUGCACAUCAUCGCGCCGUGCUGCAAUCGCACCAGUUCACAGUCCACACCCCGUCCGAUCUCCCCCCGCGCUGGAGACCCAAGGUGGGCGCCGUCCAAGCCGUGAUCAUCGACGAUUGCCUGUCCACCAUCUACGCCGUCGCCUGCACUGACGCCGACGACUGCCGGCGAUACAGUAUCUUCUGCGAGGCGGCCCUGCCGGAUGAUGGGGAUCCCCGCUGGGUCCGCGCCCUCUCGCUGCUCAAUGACUUGGUGCAGCUCGCCCGCACCAACCGUCCGGACCUGCAGGUGAUCUACGGGAGCAUUGAAACCCCGACCAUCGCGCAGUUCUGGCGCGAAUCGGUGCCGGCGGAUAAUGAGUUGCGGAAAGCCGGUCGGUUGGCCGUCUACCUCAGUCCAGGUGGGGAAUCCUUCUUCACGCGCGAUCAGGAUGCGGAGCUGAUGAUGUUGAUCGGGGAUGAUGGGCCGGGGGCCGGCUUUGUCUGGGAGGAAGUAGACUCAUGA
Aspergillus saccharolyticus JOP 1030-1 is the source of this 513-nucleotide messenger RNA. RefSeq lists its product as uncharacterized. Bases 1 to 513 code for a protein of 170 amino acids. The record is from RefSeq and is a predicted model, not a curated record. NCBI's taxonomy places the organism in Eukaryota, Fungi, Ascomycota, Eurotiomycetes, Eurotiales, Aspergillaceae. The transcript has a single exon.